GGUCAAGGGGCUGCUGUUGCCAUAGUUACAGCUGAUGUAAACAUGCUGCGUGAAGAGAGACGAAGAGUUUACCUUACAACCCUGUCCCUCUCUCUCUGGCUCUGUGGGGUCAGCGUGCAGACGCAGACUGCAAAGCCUCAGGCUGCUUCCUCAUGACAUCACAUGGUUGCAGAAUGACUUCUCUAACAUUCAUCAGUGAGGCAACACUUCCUAAACACAGAGUGCAGCCGCUGCUCCGUUGAUACUUAGAGCGGCUUCGGCGUCUUGUGCAUGUCAUUUGAAAAAGGAGCCUGCAAACAGUUCUGAGUUUAUGCACAAGCUUCAAAGUUAUCAGCGACUUAAUCAUCUGAUGCGACUUCCUGCCUCUGUCGUCGUGGUGACUGUAAGAGCCCCAGAGCACUGGAGACAGGGCCAGUGAGGAGGGCUGAUGUCUGAUUCCACUCCUGACUGCCGCUGAAAUACAUGCUACUUAUACACAGACCUGCUGGAGUGUCCCUAAAGAGGAGCCCCAGACAUGGAGGAGGAGGACAGCAGGGUGAAUGGCUGUGGACUGAGCCAGGGGAGGACAGGGUCAGACUGGGGUCCAAUCUCCCUGCUGGACAAGACCAAGGAGUUCUUCCGGACCUGCGAUGUGGAGGGCAAAGGCUUCAUCACCCGUACAGAUAUGAGGAGGCUCCACAGAGAGCUGCCUCUGUCUGCAGAGGAGCUGGAGGAUGUGUUUGACUCCCUGGAUAUAGACCACACUGGUUACCUCACGCUGGAGGCAUUCUCCUCUGGUUUCAGUCAGUUCCUGCAUGGCCGGAGGAUCUCUGUGGCUGACGACCAAAACCAGGCUCUCAGCCCAGUCUUUAGGGCAAAGGAGGCCCUUUAUCAAAGCCAAUGGGAGGCCAAGCUGUCAGGAGUCGAAGACGAGGAGGAGAAACACUUCUGUAUGCUGCUGGACAGCCUGGGGGCCAGUAAUGUGUUUGAGGAUCCGGGAGAGGUGCGCACUCUUUGGACACAGCUCAGGCGAGAUGAGCCUCACCUCCUGUCCAAUUUUGAGGAGUUCCUGGCCAGGGUCACCCACCAAAUCAAAGAGGCUCACCAGGAGAAAAAGGAGAUGGAGACUGCCCUCCAGAGGAAAGCUGCAACACACGACAGUGAGAUCCGUCAUUUAUAUGAAGAGAUGGAGGCGCAGAUCAAAAACGAGAAAGACAGGCUGCUACUGAAGGACUCUGAGCGUCUCCAGCUGCGCAGCCAUGACCUGGAGUACCAACUGUCUUCAAAAGAAAAAGAGCUGGAACAUCUUUUCCAGAAGCAGAAAAAGUUGGAGCUCCAGUGCCACGAGCUGAACAGUGAGAGGCAGGAGAGCUUCGUGGAGAACGUCAAGCUGAAGAUGACCAACGACGAGCUGUCCCGAGCGCUGGAGAGCACCAGCCAGGAGCUGGCGCUGGCCCAGGAACAGCUGGCUAUGCUGCAGGAGCAGGCUGCCCGUCUUCACCAGGAGAAAGAGAUGGAAAUGUACAGAGUCACUGAGGGACUGCAGAGAGAGAAGCAAAGUCUCAUGAAGCAGCUCGACCUCCUCAGAGAGAUGAACAAACAUUUAAAAGACGAGCGAGACAUAUGCUGUGGUGUGCCUCGAACCUCACUCAGAAAGAAGCAAAAGCAGAGAGCGGGCCUCGCCAACAUAUUCGAUGACACCAACCAGCCGGCGAAAAGAGCCCCACUGUUGGUGGACGGGUCCUACCAGUCUCUAGAGGCCUUGCCUAUAGAGCACCUUCAAAUCGUGUUUGUUGCUUCCUCCUCCUGCAGUGAGGAUGACACCUCCUCCAUCCCUUCCUCCGCUACCACAACGCCCACAUGUCAACAACGCCCAGCGGCAAAGAAAAACUUAGCCAACGGUUACGCCAACCCUGCUCCAUCCAAAGUGCACGAUGCGAAGGUGAAGGCCAAAAAAUCACCCAGCAAGACAACCCCCACUAAGAGGGUGACAGGGAAAGACAGGGUAAGAGUGAAGAAAGUGGAAACUGAGAAGAAGACAGGGGUAGAAGAGGAGGUCCUGGAUGCCCCGCCAGAUGGGUGGCCCCUCCGUCGAGUCAUCUCCAUCGAGGAGGACCACCUUCCCCACCUGCUCCAAGGAGGGCCUCAACCUCUGCUGCACCAGCUCAGUGAGGAGGAGGACGAGUUGGACAAUGAGGAGGAAGAGGAAGUUCAGAGUGAGAUUGAAACAAGUGUUGCCAUGGCUGCCACCCCACCCUCCAACGACCCACUAGCCCCUGUGUCAAGAGAAGCUCCCCUGGCAAGGAAGUCCCGCUUCACAUUGUCUCCAAGAGGACAGCCUGUUGGGAAGGAGACCCAGCAAAAGGCAAAAGAAGGAGCUCUGUUUGCCCCAGACCGUCUGUUCAAAGUGGUCCUGGUUGGCAACUCGAGUGUAGGCAAAACAUCCCUGCUACGCUCCUUCUGCGAGGGCCGUUUCCACCCUUCCACAACUGCUACUGUGGGUAUUGACUACAGCGUGAAGACACUAACCCUGGACAAUAUGCAGAUAGCCGUGCAGCUUUGGGACACGGCAGGUCAAGAAAGGUUCCGCAGCAUAACCAAGCAGUUCUUUCGCAAGGCGGACGGUGUGGUGGUGAUGUACGACGUCACUGUGGAGGAGAGCUUCAAGGCUGUGAAGCCGUGGCUCACCAACGUUCAGGAAGCAGCAGGAGAAGGGAUCCCCAUCCUCCUUUUGGGCAACAAGAUGGAUAUGGAUGGAGACAGGGAGGUGUCAUUCAAAGAAGCCGAGCAGCUGGCUUAUGAAAACAAGGUGAUGUUCUUCGAGGUCAGUGCCUACACCUCCAAGAAUGUGACAGAGUCGCUGACACACCUGGCCAGAGUGUUAAUGGAACAGGAAGACACGGUGAGAGACACAACAGUCAUCCUCAGUGCUCAGCCCAUAAAGAAGAAAGCCUGCUGCAAGUGAAGUGUACACUCGAUUCACUGAGUUCCUCUUGGACAUUGAAUAUGUGGUGUUUCAAAGACAACAGCGAAAUCACCCUUGGGCCUUUAUUAUAGAGUAAAAUGGUGUCUUUUAACAAGCAGAGUUUAUUUUGGCCCAGAAAUGCACCACAUGUUGUCAAGCUCAAAUGAUAAACUGCUGUGUCAUUUCCUGUAAAUAAUGUGGCCAGAUCACAGUAGAUCUGUCUGCAAGUUUUAAACCAGAAACUGUAUCAUAAUAACUUUCGAUAACCGUCACCCAAGAGAUAAAUCAUAGCUUUUUCAAAACUGAAUGUUAGCUUUCAAGUCUUGAUUUCUCUCUGUUUGUCUGGGGUAGUGAUUUUUAAUAUAGUCGUGUUCUGUGUUGAAGCUGAAAGUGAAAUUAUUUGGAAUUCAUUACAGUGGCGGUAAAAUCAUGUGAUGAAAAUCAGACUUGAUUCUUUGACAUUUUAUUCAUCAUCGUGUUCAUCUUUUUUUUUUCCAUACUCUGUGUUUGUCUGAUCUCCAAAACAAAAUGGUACAUUUUGACAUAUUGCAUCGUGUUUGUUACUGUUCUGAGGCUCUGUCUUAUUCCUGCACCAAAGUACAGUUGCUCUGGAUUAUCCUCCUAUAAACAAAUAAAUAACAUUUCACAUCUUUCUGAAAUCAAUGAAGCAAAAAACUUUUACAUGCAAACAAUAAAUAAUAAAGUAAGACACAAUCAGUUACGGUACCCUCUAUUAUAAAUCUUAACAAAUGACUAAAGGAAAGACUGAUGGUGACUGUGCUGUAACCCUCUCCACAUCACGCAGAUCAAUGCUUUUCAAUUAGCUGCACUAAUAUUAAAAACACUC
Messenger RNA from Scatophagus argus, 3791 nucleotides. It is a transcript of the gene cracr2ab, whose product is annotated as calcium release activated channel regulator 2Ab. The coding region runs from base 515 to 2944 and encodes 809 amino acids. The record is from RefSeq and is a predicted model, not a curated record. Gene Ontology annotation, molecular function: calcium ion binding; GTP binding; GTPase activity. The transcript is spliced from 18 exons. NCBI's taxonomy places the organism in Eukaryota, Metazoa, Chordata, Actinopteri, Scatophagidae.